Molecule: messenger RNA, 532 nt
Organism: Suillus discolor
Lineage: Eukaryota; Fungi; Basidiomycota; Agaricomycetes; Boletales; Suillaceae
Exons: 5
Coding region: 77-532 (151 amino acids)
Source: RefSeq, a predicted model, not a curated record
CUUCGUGUGAAAAAUUGACGGUCCCACCGGUGGCGUUUGCAGUCCUCGCUUGAGACUGCAAACUUGUCACGUGACGAUGACUCAGCCACAGUGCUCGCUUCCUUCCUUGGCUCGAUUGCCAAUCGCGCUCCACCUGGACCUGGACCACCGACAAUCAGCACAAUCGGCAUCCAAGACCCGUUGGCCAGACGAUGGGUCUCGCUGGUGGCGUAUAUCAGUGAGGUAUGCAGCGCGCUAUGUCGAGGCCACGGAUCUCCUGGUUCCUAUUCAUAGGUUCCUAAAUGUGCUGCCAGGUUCAGGUGCGCUGGAGAAGCUCAUGAGUGCUCCAUUGAUGGUACCAACAUGCUCCGUUCAUAGUUACAGGUGUGCUGGAGAAGCUCAUGAGCGCUCCGUUCAUGAUUAUAGGUACCAACAUGCUCUGUUAAUGGUUACAGGUGCGCUGGAGAAGCUCAUGAGCGCUCCGUUCAUGAUUAUAGGUGCGCUGGAGAAGCUCUUGAGCGCUCUGUUCAUGGGUUGGAGACAAGACAAUUAG